AUGGAUUCUUGGCAUUCAAUACUUAAUAAAUUUAAUGAAAAUGCAUUUAAUUAUGACAGUAUAGCUACAGAACUUGAUAUUCAAGAUAAUGUAGACGAAAAUGCUAUCAGUUCAGAAGAAGACAAUAAUGACGAUUUUAAAGAUAGUUUGUCUGUCAAUGCCUUAGCAAAUAAGAAAAUUCAGGAAAUUGAUUUUGUACAUGUUAAAGCUAGUGAAGCCAAAAGAAAGAAAAGAAUUCUUUAUGUUAAGACCAAUAUGCACGAAGAAAGUCCUUUAGUAAACCAAACGGAAAUGAAAUUUCAAUUAGUUGCUGAAAAAGGAUAUUUAAACUUAUUGUUUCACUAUAUUGAAGCAAAAGUAACAAGCAAAUAUGCCGAACAAAGUCGAAUAAGACAGAUGUGUGAGAAACAAGAAGCUUGUUUUUGGACGGCUGAAGAAAUAGAUUUGUAUGGAGACCUGCGUGAUUGGAAUAAUUUGAAUGAGAACGAAAAAAGUUUCAUUAAAUAUGUGCUGGCGUUUUUUGCAGCAAGUGACGGAAUCGUUUUAGAAAACAUUGGACGUCGUUUUUUCCUCGAGUUUCAAGUCCCUGAAAUUAGAGAUUUCUACGCAUUUCAGUUGGCGAUGGAAAAUAUCCACUCUGAAACGUAUAGUUUGCUGAUUGAUUGUUAUUUGCAAUCCAAUCUGCAAGAACAAAUAAAAAUUUUUCGAGCUAUAAACCAUAUUAAAGCCGUUGAAUCAAAAGCGCUUUGGGCUUUAAAGUGGAUUAAUAAUGAGAACUCAAUCGCUGAACGCUUGCUAGCGUUCUGUGCAGUCGAGGGAAUUUUGUUUAGCGGUUCUUUUUGCGCCAUUUUCUGGAUGAAAAAACGCGGUCUGCUUCCUGGUUUGACGUUUAGUAACGAACUGAUUUCGAGAGACGAAGGCAUGCACACAGAGUUUGGCGCGCUUCUUUACAGUUCGUUGGAAAAUCGAUUACCAGAGAAUGAAGCUCACCAGAUCAUUUUAGAAGCUUUAGAUGUCGAACGUAAAUUCAUUUUAGAAGCAUUGACUAUCGAUUUAAUUGGAAUGAAUUCAAAACUAAUGAUUCAAUAUCUCGAAUAUGUCAGCGAUAGACUUUUAAAAGAUCUGGGAUAUAACUCAAUUUUCAACUCUGAAAAUCCGUUCUCCUGGAUGGAGUUGAUUUCAAUCCAAGGAAAAACAAACUUUUUUGAAAAAAGAGUCAGUGACUACCAGUUGGCAGGUGCUACGUCUAUAGAUUUAGACAACAAAUUUGAUCAAAAUGCUGAAUUCUAA
Messenger RNA from Dermatophagoides pteronyssinus (European house dust mite), 1290 nucleotides. RefSeq names its product ribonucleoside-diphosphate reductase small subunit-like. NCBI's taxonomy places the organism in Eukaryota, Metazoa, Arthropoda, Arachnida, Sarcoptiformes, Pyroglyphidae. The record is from RefSeq and is a predicted model, not a curated record.